Molecule: messenger RNA, 1470 nt
Organism: Pseudocercospora fijiensis CIRAD86
Lineage: Eukaryota; Fungi; Ascomycota; Dothideomycetes; Mycosphaerellales; Mycosphaerellaceae
Exons: 1
Coding region: 172-1470 (432 amino acids)
Molecular function (GO): phosphatidylinositol transfer activity
Source: RefSeq, a predicted model, not a curated record
GCCAUUUUGGCGUGAAGGAGGAUUGUGACGACCUUUUGUACGCCCACACUGCUCAGCUCCUCCCUCGCCAUCCACGCACGCUUCUUUCCCGCCCCUCCUCCUCCUCCUCCUCUCCUCCCCGACGCUCGCUUCCACCCUAUACCCCAGCAUUGGAGGGAAAGAAAAAACGCCAUGGCCGAGAUCAGCAGCCAAGCAGCGGGGCACAAUGGCACGAUAUUGAAAGAGAAAGGAAUCGCUGAGCAGGACCUCACGAGAGCGCCCAAUGGUGUGGCCUCACCUGCUGAGUCCUCACGCCCCCAGUCGUUCGUCUCCGCUAGUGCGUCUUUCCAGUCGACAUCAGAAACGCCAGCUUCGAGCGCCAUAGACACAUCUGCUGAGGCUGAGGCUGGGCGAGAAGUAGAGGAUUGGCUACCGCCCACCACUGCUCCUCAAAAGACACCCAUUCCUCGGCCAGCAGCUUCAUCUAAGCCCAGCACUCCCGCACAGCUCACGCCGGAGCAACAGACCAAGUAUUCUACGGUCCUUGCACAGGUGUCGCAAUGGCAGGCAGUUCCCACAUCCACCGCCAAGGGCGCCCCAGACGCACCAUUGAAAGACCAUGAGCGCAUGUUCUUGACCCGCGAGUGUAUUCUGCGAUACCUCCGCGCCACCAAGUGGAACACGAAAGACGCACUCAGUAGAUUGCAAGGCACAUUGAGCUGGCGGAGAGAAUAUGGCGCCGAUGCCUUCACUCAUGACUACAUCAGUCCGGAGAACGAGACUGGAAAGCAGAUUCAGCUUGGCUUCGACAACGACCAGCGGCCGUGUCUCUACUUGAACCCUGGCAGACAGAACACCAAGAUGUCUGAUCGCCAGAUUCACCACUUGAGCUACAUGGUCGACCGCACUAUAGACAUGAUGCCGCCAGGUGUUGAGACUAACUGCCUCAUCAUCAACUUCAAGGAUUCGAAGGCCGGCAACAUCCCUUCUGUCGCUCAAGCAAGAGCCGUGCUCAACAUUCUGCAGACUCACAAUCCGGAACGACUUGGCAAGGCAUUGAUUCGCGAGACGCCGUGGUAUGUCAAUGCCUUCUUCAAGCUGAUUAGUCCCUUCAUCGACCCUGUCACAAGAGAGAAGAUGAAGUUCAACGAGGACAUGACCGCUUACGUCCCGAAGACCCAGCUCUGGGAUGAGCACGGAGGAGAUGUCAAGUUCGAAUACGACCAUGCAGUUUACUGGCCUGCGUUCGAUGAAGCGUGCACAACGAGGCGAGAAGCAUACAAGAGGAGAUGGGAAGAAGGUGGCAAGCGGAUAGGAGAGUACGAGGACUACCUUCGUGGCGGCAGUGCGCUGAGCUUGCAGCAACAACGACGGCAACAGCAGAAUGCGGCCAAGGAGAAUGCGACUCCCGCCGGAUCUGUGGUAGCAACACCAGCGGCAGAAAAAGGCGCGGAUGAAGCUGCUGCUGGCAUGGGCAAUCUCAAGGUUUGA